CGGGCUGGACUCAACCUGGCGGCUGGAGUCCAGUCCCAGCGCGGUGGAUCGCGGAGCACGUCCCAGCCGAGUGGCUCGCCCGACGCGUCGGGGUUGUAACUGUAAUGGGCACCGAGGGGAAAACCGGCAAGAAACUGCUGUUUCUCUUCACGUCUGUGAUUCUUGGCUCUUUGGUACAAGGCAAGGGAUCAGUGUACACUUCUCAGCCCGACGUCCAAGUUGCCGAGAAUAACUCUGUCAAGCUGUCCUGUACCUACUCUGGCUUCUCCUCUCCCCGAGUGGAAUGGAAGUUCGUCCAAGGUGACACUACCACGCUUGUUUGCUAUAACAGCCAGAUCACAGCUUCCUAUGCAGGUCGUGUUACCUUCUCGUCCAGUGGCAUCACAUUCAAUUCUGUGACCCGGAAAGACACCGGAGCAUAUACUUGUAUGGUCUCUGAGGACGGUGGCCAGAACUAUGGGGAAGUCAACAUCCACCUCACCGUGCUUGUGCCCCCAUCCAAACCGACGGUCAAUAUCCCCUCCUCCGUCACCAUUGGGAACAGGGCAGUGCUGACCUGCUCAGAACAAGAUGGUUCCCCACCUUCUGAGUAUUCCUGGUUCAGGGAUGGGAUAGACAUGCUUACAGAUGCCAAGAAAACCCGUGCCUUCGUCAAUUCUUCAUACACCGUUGAUCCAAAGACAGGGGACCUGAUCUUUGAUCCUGUGACAGCCUUUGAUACUGGCGAAUACUAUUGUCAAGCCCAGAAUGGCUUUGGGACAGCCACGAGGUCAGAGGCCGUACGCAUGGACGCUGUGGAGCUGAAUGUGGGGGGCAUCGUGGCCGCUGUCCUGGUAACACUGAUUCUCCUUGGAGUCUUGAUUUUUGGCAUCUGGUUUGCCUACAGCCGAGGAUACUUUGAAAGAACAAAGAAAGGGACCGCACCAAGUAAAAAGGUGAUCUACAGUCAGCCCAGUACUCGAAGUGAGGGGGAGUUCAAACAGACCUCGUCAUUCCUGGUGUGACCUCCUGCGGCUCACCUGUUUCUUCUCCACUUGUCUUACUCAGGUGCUACAGGUUCCAGCCCCUGCUGGCUGUAGCUGCACAGGAUGCCUUCAAUGUCUUCUAGGUCUCACAGGACCCCUUGCUUUUAUUUUAGCUAGGAUACGGUUUUAAUAAGGUCGGCUAUUUCUCCCUCCUCUUUCCUGCCCACCAUGGCCUGAGACUAGUUACAAAGUCUCAUUCCCUGUUCUGAUGUGGAAUUGGACAAGAGUCCUAGAUUUGGCAGCAAAAAUGACUGGACUGACAGGAACCUGAAACCAGUACCUGACUUUAAUGGCCUUUGAAUAAGAACUUUUAAGCCUAAUUCCCCAGUUUUCUCUUCGCUUGAUGAGGAUGGUUGCCUGCUGCUCUAGAGUGGGAAUUGGAGAAAGGAGGGACUGAAGCAUUCGGUGGUGACCUCAGCUCUUUGGUCUCUGGAGCCUUCUGUCCCCACAAAAUGUGCCACUGGGAUUCUUCUCCUGGAUACAAGCAAAUUGCCACCACGGUCCGUAUGAGGUGGGAGAACUCAGCACUCUCCCAAGAGGCUUGGAGUAAGAGAGAUUUAAACUACUAAUCUAAAGAAAAGGCUGGGACUUGUAGCCGGCAGCACUCUUCCCUUGACUGGAACAACUGCACAGACCCUUGUAAGAUGUGUGUGAAUUCUGGAGAUGUGUGCAUUGUAGUCUUGCCCCUUUGGUGGACUCUGUGUGUGUGUGUGUGUGUGUGAGAGAGAGAGAGAGAGAGAGAGAGAGAGAGAGAGAGAGCGCGAGCGCGAGCGCGCGUGAGUGCACACGCUGGGCUUCCCCAGCUCUUUGGCAAGGUUGUGUUUCUGUGUGUUUAUAUUAGACAGAUGUUGGAAAUAAAAAUUUGGUUUGUCAAACUUGUUUUUGUUGAAGUAAGGGAAGGAGAUCUUUAAGGGACGGCUUCUUUGUAUGAACAGGAAAAUACAUGAAAGUUCUGCUUCCCAGCAACCUGUGGCUGGCCCUCAGGACUGUUUUCUUAGCUCAAGGCAAUACUUCAGAGACGUCAGAACUUCCUCGCAGCCUCCUACUGCUCGGUGAAGCUGGAAAUCUGCUGGCAGGAAGUGGGUGGGUUCUCCUUAGCCCUUUAGUCCAGUGGGGAAGAAAGCGCCCUGCACUGUCCUGCCUGCGUGCAUAAUGGACCAAGGCUUCUAAGGGGGCGUUCUUUGAUCAUUUGAAGAACUGCCUUAAUGUUUGAGACAGCAGAAAUGACAAGAUAGCUCUGGGUCAUUGCUUUCUUCACUGUGGGCCCCUUUCAGCCGCUGGAAAUUAAACACUCGCCUAAGGGUCUUCCACCAAUAAAGCAUUUUCCAAAGGAAAUCAAAUCCAAUUGAACAAUAAAAGAAAAAUUUGAAACAGUUCAGUAAAGAUAA
This is a messenger RNA of Microtus oregoni (creeping vole), 2413 nucleotides long. It is a transcript of the gene F11r, whose product is annotated as F11 receptor. Gene Ontology annotation, biological process: regulation of membrane permeability; cell adhesion; intestinal absorption. The record is from RefSeq and is a predicted model, not a curated record. Gene Ontology annotation, cellular component: bicellular tight junction. Lineage: Eukaryota; Metazoa; Chordata; Mammalia; Rodentia; Cricetidae. The coding region runs from base 105 to 1004 and encodes 299 amino acids. The transcript is spliced from 10 exons.